UACAUUAAAAAAAGUUUUUCUCUUUCUUUCUAGGCGAUUUUAAAAGCGACCAUAACCGACUUACCACCGACUUAAUUUGUCGGCGGAUUUCCUACCGUUUAAUGUGGAUUUCACUCUCCGAUAGCUUUGUCGGUCACCUGUCUUCUAUUGUAUCCACUUAAGAUGGCGAAGAAUCUUUGGGAAGCUCUUCAAAAUCUCAAUUUGGGAUCGGAAAGAGCUCCUAUGAGGAUGUCUAUGGAGGCUAUCAAAUCUAGGGAGAAUAGCAAUCGUCUCAGUCUAGUAGUUUAAGGGUUAAAUUCUCAACAUCAAAAGCCAAUUGGUAUGAAAGGUGCUCUUCCUAAAGCUUGGAAACUACAAGAGCGAGUGUCAAGCAGGAUCAACGAUGAUGGUACAGUUCAAUUUUUCUUCAAAGGAGAGCAUCACUUACUGACGGUUCUUGAAAAUAGACCAUGGCACUACAAUCUUUGGAUGGUGGCAAUUGAUGGAUGGACAAGGCGUAAUCUCCCAACGUUUUUAACUCAAAUUUCUUUUUGGGUAAAGAUUAUGAAUAUAACUGAGGAUUUCAGAUCUGAAACGGUUGUUCGUGAAGUAGGUGGAGUUCUUGGUCAUAUUGAUGAUGUUCGGUUUAUCGAAGCUACUGAGGAAACUGAUGGGGAGGUAUGGGCUCAUGUUCAAUAUAUAUCAAUGAUCGACUGAUCUUUGUAAGGUAUGUUGAAUUUGAUCAGUUAAAACCGCCAGUCAUGAUCAGAUUCAUAUUCCCAAAGCUUCGAAAAUUCUGUUUUCGGUGUGGAUCAUUACGUCAUGAGCAAUCAGUUUGUGAUUUUGCCACUCCACUUCCACAAAUUGAUGACGAAGCUGUUCGAAACGUUCUUGAACCAAUCCAAACGGCAGCUCAAGGUGAAGACGAAAACAUGAGUGAUAAUGUUGAUUCCUCAAAUCCAAUAGUUGGAACUCUAAGGCCUAUGCUCCCCACAGAGAUCGAGAGACAUUGACGAUAUGUCUAUAACUCCUGACUUUAAACCGAUUACUAUAAAGGAGUUCAGUGCAACUUCUAAGAUAACUAAGGGGGAGAGGAUGAAGGAUAUAGAUGCAGUGCUAGAUGACGAAAUCUCUGCAAAUCUAAAUAAAGAAGCUUCUCUGAUUACACAACCACUGCCUGAAGGUGAACGUUUUGUUCAGAAACAACCAGAUUUCCUAGGUGAAUUCACGUCUCCGAAUAUUGUGAUCAAUAAUGAGGAAUUUGAUGGACAUACAAAGGAUAUGGAAAGAGGUCAGAAAAGAAAGGGGGAGGAUAUGCCAGUUGAAGAUCAAGCCUCUACGUCUAAAUCAAGAUUUGAAAAUGAUUACCAGGUUAAGGGGAGGGUGGAAACCCCGAAACCACCCCAAAAACCAUGAGAAUAAUGCAUUGGAAUUGUCAAGGGCUUAAGAGGAAUCCCCUGACAAUUCCAUAUCUAAAAGAUAUCAGGAAAUCAUAUAAAUCUGAUAUCUUAUUCCUCAUAGAAACAAAAAAAUGGUUUUAGGUUUGUGAAUAGUUUAGGGCAAGAUCUAGGCUUUCCUAAUAGUUUUAUUCUCCCUUCUGAUGGUAUUAGCGGAGGUAUGGCUAUUUUUUGGAAUGAUAAGGUGUAAGUAGACUUAGUGGAUUCACCUACUUUGAACUAUACAGAUAUGUAUAUCUCUGAACUGGGUUCACCAAUUUUUUUGUGUCACUUAUGUUUACGGGGAUCCUGACCAGAAACAUCGGAACAGUAUGUGGGAAAGAAUGGCUGUCGAGGCAGAUAAUGGUAUAUAUAGAGGUAAACUGAUGCUAGUGUUAGGUGACUUCAACGAUAUCAAAAGUAAUGAUGAGAAGCUCAGUGGUCUUCAGCAAUCAAAGUCCUCAUUCAAACACUUUAGACGAAUGUUAUCUUCCUCUGGUCUACAUGAGUUAAAAACAGUUGGAGGGAAAUACACUUGGAUUGGGAAUAGAUAUUCCUUUUCAAUCCAGACACGUAUCGAUAGAGCAGUAGCUUCAGCAGAAUGGCAAGAUUUAUUUUCAAAGGCUUAUGCUCAACUGCUGGAUUGGAUAGGUUCUUAUCAUAGACCACUCUUGAUCCAUACUGGUAGUGAAAGACUUCAAGGAUUUCCAUUGUUCAGAUAAUAGGUGGAGGUUUAAUAAAGAGGUUAAACAAGAGUUACUGAAAACUUGGACUACUGAUUGUUCUUAUCUCCCCGGUCAUAAAUUCCAUGAAGCAUUACGCAGAUGCAGAUCAUGUCUUUCCAGAUGGAAAUCGAAGAACACAACCAAUUCAGCAAAGAAAAUACAGGAAUUGAAGCUUCAGAUUCAGAAAGACUAUAAUACUAAUCUCUUGGAUUUCAAUAAAAUAAAAUCUCUGAACUCUGCUUUAACCGAAGAGUACAGGAUGGAAGAGGAGUACUGGAGAACAAAAAGCAGAAUUCAAUGGCUCCACGUUGGUGAUAGGAACACAAAGUUUUUCCAUGAAAAAACCAAGCAAAGACGAUGCUACAAUCGAAUUACUGCAAUCACAGAUAAUAAAGGUAUAGCCUGCACAUCUGAGGAAGAUAUUUAUAGAGUGAUUGUUGAGUAUUUUGAAUCUCUGUAUCGAUCAGAAAAUAAAGGCAACAUUGAUAUGGUGGUACAACAUCUGAAGCCUCGAGUAACAGCUGAAAUGAAUCAAGCUCUAACAAAACCUGUUACAGAGGAAGAGCUUAAUCAAGUUAUCCACCAAAUGGCAAGAGACAAAGCUCCAGGACCUGAUGGAUUCAAUCCAGGUUAUUUCCAAGAUCAUUGGUCAACCAUUCAAAAAGCAGUUAUGAGGCAAAUGGGUUUUUCGGAUAUUUGGUGUAAAUGGAUAAUGAAGUGUAUCUCUACUGUGACUUAUUUUGUGCUCAUUAACGGUCAUCCAGUUGGUCAUAUAAAGCCACAAAGAGGCAUUCGUCAAGAUGACUCAUUGUUAUUCUACAAGGCCACAGAUGAGGAAUGUACAACUCUGUUAAGUCUUCUCAACCAAUAUGAGCAAGCUUGAGGCCAAGCGAUAUCUUGGUCUACCAGAGUUCAUUGGUAGAAACAAAGCAAACGCUUUUUCUUAUUUAGCGCAGAGAAUAGACCAAAAAAUGAAUAGCUGGUAUGCUAAGCUUCUAUCCCUUGCAGGUAAAGAGGUGCUUCUCAAAUCAGUUAUUACAGCAAUCCCUACCUAUAGUAUGUCAUGCUUCAUACUACCAUAAAAAAUAAUCAAACAGAUUACAAGAGCCAUGAAACAGUUUUGGUGGUCAAGUAUCAAAAAUAAACACAAAAUUCCAUGGGUUGCAUGGCAUAAAAUUAUUGAUCCAAAGAAUAUGG
Molecule: messenger RNA, 3337 nt
Organism: Camelina sativa (false flax)
Lineage: Eukaryota; Viridiplantae; Streptophyta; Magnoliopsida; Brassicales; Brassicaceae
Source: RefSeq, a predicted model, not a curated record